UGGGCACCUCCAUGGCAGGGGAGAAGGGCUGUCGCAGUGCCAUGGAUAUCAAGCGGCUAGCGGGCCUUCUGCAGCGUGGAGCCGGGCGAUUGCUGGUCAUCGACAGCCGGACUUUCUCUGAGUACAAUGCCUCGCAUGUGCACGGCGCCGUCAACGUCUGCUGCUCCAAACUGGUCAAGAGGAGGCUUAAGCAGGACAAGGUGUCAGUUACCGAGCUCCUCCAACCCAACAGAAAGGUCAAGGUGGACCUGGGCCGCAGGCAGGAGGUGGUGGUGUACGAUCAGAGCACGAAAGACGCCGGUCAGCUUUCUAAAGACAGCUUCGUCAACAUCCUCCUGAGCAAGCUGGACGGCAGCUUCCACCGGGUGUCUCUGCUGACAGGUGGUUUUGCAGCAUUCUCAUCCUGUUUUCCGGGCCUAUGUGAAGGCAAGCCAGUGGCCACUCUGCCUAUGAGCUUGUCUCAGCCAUGUCUGUCUGUGGCAAAUGUUGGUCCCACACGAAUCCUGCCCCAUCUCUACCUGGGCUCUCAAAAAGAUGUGCUCAACAAGGAUCUGAUGGCUCAAAACGGCAUCACAUAUGUGUUAAAUGCAAGCAACACCUGCCCAAAGCCAGAGUUCAUCUCCGAAAGCCAUUUCAUGCGCAUUCCCGUCAAUGACAACUACUGUGAAAAACUCCUGCCAUGGCUAGACAAAACCAACGAGUUUAUUGACAAAGCCAAGGUUUCCAACUGUCGAGUCAUUGUCCAUUGUUUAGCUGGCAUCUCCAGGUCCGCUACCAUCGCCAUCGCUUAUAUCAUGAAGACAAUGGGCUUGUCAUCAGAUGACGCGUACAGGUUUGUGAAGGACCGCAGACCUUCAAUAUCACCCAACUUCAACUUCCUGGGGCAGCUGCUGGAGUUCGAGAAAGGUCUGAGGUUGCUAAAGGCUCUGUCCUCGGGUCAAGAGAAGUUGGAGCAGUUGAAGGAAUUGUCAGAACCUAGAGGAGAAUCUUCUAGUGAUCCUGAAAAGGCUCGUCUGGAGGCUGAGAAGGACAGCACAGAUUUGGACACCAAGCUACCUUCUCCUUCCUCCCUCCAGCAGGGCUUUAAUGGCUUGAAUCUGUCGGCAGAGCGUAUCCUAGACACCAACCGGCUCAAACGCUCUUUCUCACUUGACAUCAAAUCGGUCUAUGAGCCCAACCACUGUCCUCGUCUCACGCCUGCGCAUACUGAGGAUGUUCCCAAACUCUGCAAGCUGGAUAGCCCAGAGGUCGGAGAAGCUAAUGGUGUAUGCCAGUACUCACCUAUUUCUGUCAGCCCUGCUUUAGCUGAAUCUCCAGGCCUCUUUCCUGAGAGCAGCUCCCGACCUCGUUCGCGGAGAAAAGGCAAGCACAAUGGUAGCAGUGCUGGAGGUUCUCCCGUGCACUCGCACUUCGGACACUCACUCCCCGCACACAAAAGUCCCAGUCUUGAUGACAAUCUGAAGCCCUCCCUGCUGCUCAGCCUUCCCACUGUGGGCACCGGGCCCAUGUGGACCAAGCAUAGAGACACCGUACAGGCCACAACCCCUGUUACGCCAACAGGCGAAGCCCCUUGGUUCUACAGCUCUGAGUCAAUGAACAGUAACGGAGGUGGAGGUGGGGCGGUACACUUUCCUGCGCUGGGCUGUAGCAGCCUCCCUGGCCCAUGCGAGGCUGUACGUCUGCGGGAGAAGGUGGGGGAGCCACGGGACUCGAGGGGCAGCUGGCACGAGGAUGCUCCCACUUCCAGUGCUGCCGACAAUCAGUUCAAGCGGCGCAGCUGUCAGAUGGAGUUUGAAGAGGGGAUAUCGGAGACACGUUCAAGGGAGGAACUGGGAAAGAUCAGCAAACAGUCCAGCUUCUCUGGAAGCAUGGAAAUCGUUGAAGUAUCCUGACAUCACCUGCACAGCCCCUGGGGACUUUAACGCACAGACGGACAGACGCCACUUAUGAGCAAGGAUGACUAAGAGUGGGCCUGGCAAGGCUGUGGAACAUUCAUAUUAGUUCAUAGAAUUGUCAAUAAAUGACUAGUUCUCAGAAAUUGAACUUUUUUUGUUUUUUGUCUUUUUAAGCCGGUGGAACCGGACGCAGAUUGACUUUUUUCUUUGUCUUUCUACUGUUUGUAAGCCAUAGCCAUCCCCGGAUGACAACGAGCUGAGACUGCAGUGGCAGAAUCCCUCAUUUCCUCAUUCUAGAAACAGACCACCCUUUUCCUCACAAAAGCUUUACCAGCCUUUUGGUGUAUUGAGAAUCAAGCAUGGCUGUUAUGUUCACACUUGUUUCUUUUAUUAUGCUGCCCUGGACUCAGUGAAGUUACACCGCCACAGCACAAGGAGUCAGCACAGACUAAGCCUUGGUGGUACAUGCUUUUACUGGCUGAAUGAAGGCCUCUUUGUGCAGUGCUCUUGUCCACCCUGCUCCUGUAUCCCAGCAUUCAUGGAAUCCCGGAGGAGGAAUCAGGCAUGUCAUGAAGGAAAUGCAUUGUGGACUCUUUCCCAUAAUGUUCUCUGUCACUCUUUUGUUACCCAGAUUUCAGGGUCUUGUCCUUCCCCUCCUGUGCCCAAGUGGUGAUGCUCGAACUGUUGUGCAACCCACGUUCCUCUCACUAAGCAUGCGUCAAGGCUGCUGUUUUAAUUACAAACAAAUAGUAUAUGAACUAUACACAGUGAUUUCAAUGGACGUCUAGUUUUUGUCAUUUUCUUAGUUACGGUUUUAAUUUAUUCUACUGGUUCAUUCUGGUAAUGAGAAAUAAUAUAAAGAUUGUGGAGUUUUUAUUUUUCCUCUUUUUCUGUGUUGAUCUCUCUUUUUAAAGUGAUUUACAAAAAUACACUCACAAAACCGAUACGCAACUACAAGCAAUACAGGUGCAUCUCAAUAAAUUAGAAUGUCGUGGAAAAGUUCAUUUAUUUUA
Sinocyclocheilus rhinocerous is the source of this 2908-nucleotide messenger RNA. RefSeq names its product dual specificity protein phosphatase 8-like. The coding region runs from base 12 to 1892 and encodes 626 amino acids. Gene Ontology annotation, molecular function: MAP kinase tyrosine/serine/threonine phosphatase activity; protein tyrosine/threonine phosphatase activity; MAP kinase tyrosine phosphatase activity. Gene Ontology annotation, cellular component: cytoplasm. Gene Ontology annotation, biological process: peptidyl-tyrosine dephosphorylation; negative regulation of MAPK cascade. The record is from RefSeq and is a predicted model, not a curated record. The transcript is spliced from 7 exons. Lineage: Eukaryota; Metazoa; Chordata; Actinopteri; Cypriniformes; Cyprinidae.